Malassezia japonica is the source of this 1392-nucleotide messenger RNA. RefSeq lists its product as uncharacterized. The coding region runs from base 1 to 1392 and encodes 463 amino acids. Lineage: Eukaryota; Fungi; Basidiomycota; Malasseziomycetes; Malasseziales; Malasseziaceae. The record is from RefSeq and is a predicted model, not a curated record. Gene Ontology annotation, cellular component: nucleus. The transcript has 2 exons.
AUGUCGGGAGCCGACUGGCCGCCGUCGUUGCGGGAGUUUGCGAGCCGGACGUUUGCUGCGUGCUCGGAUGCGAACCGCAAGCAGGUCAGCGAUGAGCUCAAGGCGCUGAUUUUUGCCGCAUUCCAGGACGGGACGCUGCACACGAAAGACUGGAAACGCGUCCAGCUUGCGAGCCUCGCGCCGGGCGGAAAGAAGCGGUCUGCGGACGCGCUCGCGCGCGUGCCGGGGCCGCCGCCGCCGGGUCCGCCGCCGCCGCCAGGGCCGCCGCCGAGGCCGGGGCCGCCGCCGCCGCGGCCGGCGCUCGCGCAGCCGUCGUCGCCCGCGACGCCCCUCUCCCCUGCGCGUGGCCGCGCGCCGAAAAAGGCCAAAAAGGCGCACGCGGCGCUGCACGAGGACCCGUCGCGCAAGGCGAUGCGCCUGCGCCGCUUUGAAGAGGAGCAGGCCGCGUUCCAGCGCGAGCAGGAGGAGGACAUGCAGGCGGCGCUGGCCACGACGAGCCUCGCUGGCCGCCUCGGCGCGCCGGCGGCGCGCGCCACGCCGCCGCUCUCGGCGGACCCCAACGUGAUCGACUGGGACGAGUACACGGUCGUCGGCACCUCGACCAAGCUCGAGAAGCCCUACCUGCGCCUCACCUCUGCCCCCGAUCCCAAGACGGUGCGCCCGCUCGCGACGCUGCGCCAGACGCUCGAGCUGCUCAAGACCAAGUGGCGCGCCGAAGGCAACUAUGCGUACAUCUGCGACCAGUUCAAGAGCAUGCGGCAGGACCUGACGGUGCAGCGCAUCAAGAACGACUUUACGGUCAAGGUGUACGAGAUCCACGCGCGCAUUGCGCUGGAAAAGGGCGACCUGGGCGAGUACAACCAGUGCCAGACGCAGCUGCGGGGCCUGUACGCGUACGGCCUGCCCGGCGCCUCGAUCGAGUUCCUCGCGUACCGCAUCCUGUACCUCUUGCACACACGCAACCAGCGCGAAGUCAAUGCGCUCAUGGCCGAGCUCACGCCCGCGAUGAAGGCCGAGCCGCCGGUCGCCCACGCGCUCGCGGUGCGCGCGGCGAUGCGCACCGGCAACUACCACGCGUUCUUUGUGCUGUACAAGGACGCGCCGAACAUGAACGCCUACGUUAUGGACCACUUUGUGGAGCGCGAGCGCGUCCAGGCGCUGCUUGUCCUCGCCAAGAGCGAGCGGCCCAGCUGCCCGCUGUCGUGGAUCGCCGCCGAGCUGGGGUGGGCGUCGGUCGGCGACGCGGACGCCUUUCUCGCGACGCUCGACGCGGCACUGUAUACAGAAAACGGCCCCCUUGCGGACGCCCAGUGGGACACGAAGCGCGCGGGCGACGCGCUCGUGCGCGCCGCCGAGCGCUUCCGCAAGGUCGACAUCAAGGGCCAGCUGUAG